This is a messenger RNA of Zeugodacus cucurbitae (melon fly), 1706 nucleotides long. RefSeq lists its product as hypothetical. The transcript has 3 exons. The record is from RefSeq and is a predicted model, not a curated record. The coding region runs from base 456 to 1427 and encodes 323 amino acids. Lineage: Eukaryota; Metazoa; Arthropoda; Insecta; Diptera; Tephritidae.
UUCAAAAUCAAUGCUUUAGCCAAGUUAUUGAAUCGAGCGCGCUACGAAGUUGUUGAAAAUCGAAAGCGCUGUUUGCUGUUACUAAUGUGGCACGAUCGCUGUAGAGAUAACUGACUUGUGAAAAAUAAACGAAACAAUUAUCUUAAAAAUAAUAAAAAAAGAAAACGAAAUAAAAUGGAUAACAGAAACAAGUGAUUGAUCGGCAAUUAAAGUGUGAUUAGUGUUGUUGGUGUUGAUCUUUGAACGGUGUUCGUUGGUCGUUGAUCGUUGAUCUUUGCAGCAACAAAAUUUAAAGCAAGCAUACAUUUUAAUUUUUGUUUAGCAAAAAACUCAAAAAACCAUAAAGAGAAAAGUUUUUAUUUUUAAUAAUAAUUCAACUUCGGCGUGAGAUUUAACUCUGCGCCCGCUUGUGCUGCUUGAAAUACAUUCACAUAUUUUUACAAAUAAUUAACAAGAUGGCAUUUCAAAAACAACACUUCAUCAUCGGCAUGUGCUUGCUUUUGCUGCACUCUGCUGUUACCGUUACUUCCGCCAAAGCUGACACUAAGGAAGCGGUGAAGGCGACUCAAGAUGAUCAAAAGAAAGCUGAAUUUCCCGAAGAGGAUGCAGAUAUGCUAAUGGAGCCGAAUGACUUCACUCCCGUUACCGUCUUACGUUCACAAGAACAGCAAUUCCACGUGCCACCCACCUAUCACUUUCGCCCGUUACCAGCAAAUCCUCAUGUCGUGUCUCGUGCUGAUGUACAUCCCAACAUACCACAAUCAACGCCUGUUGACUCACAUACACAAGCUGCACAAAACUACUAUCCACCUUUCUUCCGUGAAGCACCGCCACUAGGUCACUCGCGUCCAUACUUUCCCAUACCCGAUAGCCCAGUUAUACCGAAAUUCGCAGCGCCACAUCCCGAACAAGUGCCACUAGGGCCAACACAGCGCAGUUUCGAUCCGACUAUUUUGGGUUCUGGUGAUUUUGGUGUACUGCGUGGCGGCACUUUCUAUCCCGAAGAGGAAAUGCCUUAUCACACCGAUGAGAAUAGUGAUUUCAACCAAUAUUAUGGAGAUGCGAACGGACAUGGACGCCCCUCGAACGAAGAGUUCGUGCAGAAAUACACUUAUCCCGAAGAGCAAUUUGCCGAUUUCCGUGAUUUCGCCGAUAUAAAUACGCCGGCAGAUUCGGCUUUCUCGCAAUUUGUUGUUGUUUAUGCGGCGAAAAACUCUACCAAACCUAGUACACAUCCACGUCCAAAGAACAUCUUUGAGCAGUUGGAGCUGCUGGAUCGUGAGAAAGAGCAAGAGGAGAAGGAGGAAAAGAAGCGACGAUCGAGCAAAUCCAAAUCGAAACUCUCCAAAACGAAAUUGCAAAAGAAAUAUAAGAAGAAGACGAGUCCGAAAGAUUUGGACUAUGAGCCGCUCUUAGCAUUAAGUUAAGCUGUUAGUGGUAGGGGUGGUUAAGCAAUUUGUAGUAUAUGACAUUAUUUAUAAAGUAAGUGAAAGAUUGCAAUAUGAUUAAAACAAAAACUAAGAAAGUAAAAAUGAAAAUCCAUGCGGAGUAGCGUGAAACCCUCUAAGCGAGCAUGGUAGUUAUCAUAAACAUUGUUUUCUCUCCUUUCAUCACAUUCACUGUACAAAAUAGUUUCAUAUUAGUUGUUGCUAACGGUUUAAAAAUGGAGUGCGCAUUUAAGGUGGGAAGUUGGCAGUAAAAAAUAA